Messenger RNA from Cucumis sativus (cucumber), 1495 nucleotides. Its product is annotated as G-protein coupled receptor 1. Gene Ontology annotation, molecular function: G protein-coupled receptor activity. Bases 154 to 1110 code for a protein of 318 amino acids. Gene Ontology annotation, cellular component: plasma membrane. The transcript is spliced from 9 exons. Lineage: Eukaryota; Viridiplantae; Streptophyta; Magnoliopsida; Cucurbitales; Cucurbitaceae. Gene Ontology annotation, biological process: cell surface receptor signaling pathway; adenylate cyclase-activating G protein-coupled receptor signaling pathway. The record is from RefSeq and is a predicted model, not a curated record.
ACACUGGAGCAAAAAUUCCGUGUGUGUUGGCGCGACUGAGAAACGGUAUAUUUACAAACCGGAAAAAACGCCAACAUUUCAGAUUCGAGAACUCAUUUCUUCGCCAGUGAUUCUCUCAGGAGAUUGUAAUCGAGCCUUGCCGACCCCGGGAAAAUGGCACCCGCCGUGCGAAUUGCCGGGACUAUUCUCGGCCGCGAUCGACUUCUCACGGCGGUUAUCGCCGGAGCCUCCAGUCUUUCGUUCGUGGGAUCGGGAUUCAUAGUGCUCUGUUACGUCCUCUUUAAAGAACUUCGCAAGUUCUCCUACAAGCUCGUCUUCUAUCUUGCCCUAUCCGAUAUGCUUUGCAGUUUUUUCACUAUGAUUGGGGAUCCGGCUACUGGAUUUUACUGUUAUACUCAGGGCUAUAGCACUCAUUUCUUUUGCGUGGCAUCGUUUUUGUGGACUACAACAAUUGCAUUCACCCUUCACCGUACUGUUGUUAGACACAAAACCGACGUCGAAGAUUUGGAGGCAAUGUUUCAUUUGUAUGUAUGGGGAACAUCGUUAGUGUUGACUGUUAUACGUUCAAUUGGUAAUAACCAUGGACAUUUGGGUACUUGGUGUUGGGCACAGUCAAGUCGUACAGGAAAGGCUGUUCACUUUAUAACAUUUUACAUGCCACUCUGGGGUGCAAUUCUCUACAAUGGCUUUACUUACUUUCAAGUGAUACGCAUGCUUAAUAAUGCUACCCGUAUGGCAGUUGGCAUCUCAGAUAGGGCUUACCAGUCAGAUGCAAGAGCAGACAUGAAGGCUAUAAACCGAUGGGGAUAUUAUCCGCUCAUCCUCAUAGGGUCAUGGGCUUUUGGUACAAUCAACCGUAUCCAUGAUUUCAUAGAGCCAGGUCAUAAAAUUUUUUGGCUGUCGGUUCUUGAUGUUGGGAUGGCUUCUCUAAUGGGCUUGUUCAAUUCAAUAGCAUAUGGUCUUAAUUCUUCAGUGCGACGGGCAAUUUCUGAAAGAAUAGACCUGUUUUGGCCUGAAAAACUUCGAAGAUGGCUCCCCAGCAAUUCAAGAUCCCGAAACCAACAACAAGAAGGCGAAAUGGUUCCCUUGAAAAGUCUGGAUCAGGCAUAGCAUAGCAAAUUAGCCAAUGGGCAUGCCUCCAUCGCCUUCCUUCACAAAAUUUAUUUCCUCUGUUUUCUUUGGAGGACGUGUAUAUAGGGCUGAGCAAAUUCAAUGUCCGUGUAGGGUAACAACCAUCCCAUUCAGUUGCUGUCAUUUUCAUGAUCUGCUGUUUUUCACGGCUACUGAUUCUCCACUGUUCUUCUAAUUGAUGACAUGAUAGAGAAAUUUCGCAGUCUCUCAACUGGUGAUGAAGAAUGAAAAAUCGUGGAAUUAUAAAAGCUUUUGGAUACUGAAUCUGUAAGAUUGUAGAAAAAGAUUGAGCUGCCUGGAUCAGAAUCCCUGUAUGCUACCCCGUUCAUUAUUAAUAUAUCAUACAAUUAUGGUCCUCAUCGCA